UCUAAAAGAUUGACGCCCUAACCAAGCUUGUGGUUUAUCUCCCUGUUUCCCGCAAUCAUUCCAAAGCCUUCGCCUAUCCCCUUCAAAUUUCCUUCGUUUUUUUCUCCCAUCCUUCGCGGAGGUCGUCAUCGCCGCCAUGGCGUGUUACUAAUGCCGUUCAGCGCUCUAAUAACCUUAAUUGCAUUCAGGGGCGUGAAUCACAGUUGCCCAAGCUCAUCUUCUGUCACUCAUGGUCACUCGCUUAAUGUAUUUUCCUUUUGUGUUUUUCUUCCGUGCUAUGAUAAUAUCCUGAAGUUGCUGAGUUUCUACCGGCCGUCUGGAAUCUCUCAUGGCGCUUCAGUUCCGUAGGCUCAUUUCUACAAACUACUUGGACUUCAAUAACUGCUCCAUGAUUGCUCCAGCCAUGCUCCAGUUCAAGGCAGUGCCAAAUUUUCCAUGUUCCUGCGUCUCAUUCUCCCCAAAUAGCUUCAUUAAGAGGUCUGGGAGGGAAACGCAUAUUAGAACCUCAAAUUCUUUGAAUAAAAUUCACAGCAAUAGAUAUAAUGUUUCUUUUUGUCUCAGUAAGCACUGGAGAAAUAGCCCCCUUUGUUCUGCCAGGCAAGGUAGUCUCAACUCUGGCAUGGCUGGAGGCAAGGGUUAUACGCCUAAUUUUCCUGCUCAUGAGCUUCUGCGUAAUAGAUCAAUUUCUUCAAUUCGAAGUAAGUUUCAGCCAUCUGCAAAAGCAAAUGGGCUUGUUAAGGAUGGCAUUGAUGGAGAUAUAAAGUCCACACCUCAAAUGAUUAAUGUGAAGAAGAAGAGGAAUAAAUCUUUGUCGAUUAUCUAUGAAAAUUCUGGACAGCUGGGCACUGAAAUUAUCAGCCAUCCUGUUACAAGGUCAGCAGAAGAAAUACCGAGCGAGAGGAAGGCUAUUAACGAUAGUGAAAAUAAGAAAGGAUCAACUAAGAGCCGUAGUAAAGUUAAAGGUGGCAAGGGUUUGAAGAGGGAAAACAAGAAUUAUAAUAGCAAGAAACAUUUAGAAAUUUCUGAAUCUUGCUCCUCUUCUGCAUCUCCAGAAACUAUAGAAGUGAAAAAAGCAUCAAGGGCAAAGAAAAGAAGAGUUGCUAGUGCAUUGCAGAUUGCACAAAAUAAGAGCACAAAUGCAUUCACUGAAGGAGUAAAAACUAGGAAUCAGCAAUUGAUGCCCUUAUAUCCACCUUCUGGUAAAUCAGUUGUAAUUGUGGAGUCUGUAACAAAAGCAAGGGUAAUCCAGGACUACCUUGGUGAAAAGUAUGAAGUUCUUGCUAGUUAUGGUCAUGUUAGGGACUUAGCUAGAAGGUCGGGAUCUGUGCGUCCUGAUGAUAACUUUAGCUUGGUCUGGGAAGUACCUUCUAGUGCAUGGACUCAUCUUAAGAGCAUAAAGAUAGCACUAAGCAGUGCAGAAAAUUUGAUAUUAGCAUCCGAUCCUGACCGUGAAGGAGAAGCAAUUGCUUGGCAUAUCAUUGAGAUGUUGCAGCUGCAAGAUGCCUUAAAUGAGAACAUUAAUGUGUCCAGGGUUGUAUUUCAUGAAAUAACCGAGUCUUCCAUAAAAAGUGCUUUACAGGCUCCUAGAGAGAUUGACUCAAACUUGGUCAAUGCUUAUCUUGCCCGGCGUGCUCUUGAUUAUCUGAUUGGAUUUAGCAUAUCCCCUUUACUAUGGCGCAAGUUGCCUGGUUGCCAGUCUGCUGGACGAGUCCAAUCUGCAGCUUUGGCUCUAAUUUGCAACAGAGAAACAGAAAUUGAACAAUUUAAACCACAGGAGUAUUGGACUGUAGGAGCUGAAUUCAGUGGUACUUUUUCAGAUACCUUAGGGAGAUCUACAAUAUCUUCCAAUUUGACCCACAUUAACUCUAAAAGGUUAGACCGGCUUUCAAUUAUAUCUAAGGAAGAAGCAGAGGCCAUACAAAAGAAGGUUAAUUCUUCUAAAUUUGAAGUGAUAGAUGUGAAAAGAAGCAAAGUUCAGAGAAAUCCUCCAAUGCCUUAUAUUACAUCAACGCUUCAGCAAGAUUCGGCAAACAAAUUGCAUUUUACAACUGCAUAUACAAUGAAGCUAGCACAGCAAUUGUAUGAAGGGAUCAAGCUAUCAGAUAAAGAGUCUGCUGGAUUGAUAACAUACAUGAGAACGGAUGGAAUGCAUAUAUCAAAUGAAGCUGCAGUGGACAUUAAUUCCUUCGUUAGAGAAAGGUAUGGUGGGAAAUUUGCUUCGAAGGGUAUACGAAAGUACUUCAAGAAAGUGAAGAAUGCGCAAGAGGCCCAUGAAGCUAUCAGGCCCACAAAUAUAAGGAGGCUACCAUCUACUCUAGGGGGAAUACUUGAUGGAGAUUCUUUGAAGUUGUACAGCCUUAUAUGGUCCAGAACUAUGGCAUGCCAAAUGGAAUCUGCUUCGAUUGAUAUGAUUCAAGUUGAUAUAGGAAACAAGGGUGGAGAUAUGGUACUUCGAUCAGUAGGUUCGAGAACUGGUUUUCUUGGAUAUGAAGCAGUUUACAAGGAUAAGGAUGCUGGAGUCGAUGGAAGUUAUCACAAGGAAGAUGGUUUUGAUGAGGCUGCUUUUGUGGUUCUACAAGAAUUGAAGGUUAAGGACUCAUUAUCAUUGAUUAAGGUGGACCUUAGUCAGCAUUAUACUAAACCACCUUCACGAUACUCUGAGGGAGCCUUGGUUAAAAAGUUGGAAGAACUUGGAAUUGGAAGACCAUCGACUUACGCAUCCAUAAUGAAAGUGCUGCAGGAUAGAAGCUAUGUGACAAUGAAAAAUCGAGUUCUUCAUCCUGAAUUUCGAGGUCGAAUGGUCUCGGAAUUUCUUUCCCAUCAUUUUUCAGAAGUUACUAAUUAUAGCUUUACCGCUGAUAUGGAGACUGAGCUUGAUAAUGUUUCUGCUGGCACGACUGAAUGGAAGGGUCUUUUGAGAGAUUAUUGGUCUCGAUUUAUUGAAUAUUGCAAUUUGGCAAGCAAUGCUCACAUUCAUCAGGUUGAGAAAAUGUUGGAGGAGAAAUUUGGUCACAUACUAUUCUCUUCACUUCCUAAUGAUAGCAGAUUGUGCCCAAGCUGCGAAGAAGGAACUUUAAGAUUUAAAGUUAGCAGAUUUGGGUCUGGCUAUUUUAUUGGCUGCGAUCAACACCCCAGAUGCAAGUUUAUUGCUGGUACCAUAUUCAAUGACGACGAAGACACCGUCGUUGCUGAUAAACCAGAGUCAUUCCCUCCUAAAUUGCUUGGUUACAGUCCCGGUUCUAAUGAAAAGAUUUAUUUAAAGAAUGGUCCUUAUGGACACUAUGUUCAACUUGGGGAUGACAGAAGUGGCUGUCCACCAAAACGGUCUUCAGUUACUGAGGGAACUGACAUUAAAUCAAUUACAUUAGAGGAUGCUAUUGAUCUGCUUCAGUAUCCCAUAAAUUUGGGGAACCACCCAGAUGAUGGACAUCCUGUUUUCCUGAAACACUCAAGGAUUGGCUUCUCAAUAAAACAUCGGCGCACAGUAUCUCAAGUGCCCAAGAGUAUGAAGCCGAAAUCAAUCACAUUGGCCUCUGGGCUGAAGCUCUUAAAUAGUAAGAAUGCUAAACAAUGUGGUCGGCCUAAAGGCAAACCAAAAUCUGAAGAAUUGGAAGAAGCAGAAGCCUUAUUUGGAUGAUUUCCUAAGUGCAACUGAUGUAGGACUACGUGAGGAUGCAAUGAUUUUUUUUAGAAUUUGCACAACUUUUGCCUUCCCACGAUCUGAUGUCCCCAUCAGCAACUCUCGGCCAAUAUGGAUAAUUUAGCUCCCAUUACACUCAAGGCGAUUCAAACUUCUUCUUUUUAGAGUUCUGAACAAACACAGGAAACAAAUCCCAUUUAUUUUCUUGGGUUAUAUACAGAUCACCUUUUAGUAUCAUCUAUCUUGGCUGAAAAAUUUUGUUGUAUUAAUUUUUUUAAAGAAAUUCUUUGUUUAUUUAUUGAAUGCUUGUAGCUCUUUUCAUUCUUAUUAUUAAUUUUAACAGAAGUUUGACAUUUUUAUUGAAGCUGUAAGUGAUUUUUGACUUGUUAUACUACUAAUGAUGAGAUUUAUUCAUUGAGACAAA
Dendrobium catenatum is the source of this 4064-nucleotide messenger RNA. Its product is annotated as DNA topoisomerase 1. Gene Ontology annotation, molecular function: DNA binding; DNA topoisomerase type I (single strand cut, ATP-independent) activity. The record is from RefSeq and is a predicted model, not a curated record. Lineage: Eukaryota; Viridiplantae; Streptophyta; Magnoliopsida; Asparagales; Orchidaceae. The coding region runs from base 329 to 3637 and encodes 1102 amino acids. The transcript is spliced from 21 exons. Gene Ontology annotation, biological process: DNA topological change.